Molecule: messenger RNA, 1386 nt
Organism: Dendrobium catenatum
Lineage: Eukaryota; Viridiplantae; Streptophyta; Magnoliopsida; Asparagales; Orchidaceae
Biological process (GO): DNA integration
Molecular function (GO): RNA-DNA hybrid ribonuclease activity; nucleic acid binding
Source: RefSeq, a predicted model, not a curated record
UUACAUUAAUCCAAGUAUCUCGAGCUCAUAACAGUAAAGCAGACUCUUUAGCAGAACUUGCUAAAGAAAUGACGAGCAUGAAUGACGAGCAGGUACUAAUCAGUGUCAACACACGUCGAGUACUAGAACCAGCAAUUCUAUGCUCCCCGCAGGAAGAGGGGUCAUCAAAUCCAAGUCAGAAGGAUAUAACUUCGGUUAUUCCUCAAUCUCCCCAACAAAUUAUUCCUGAAAAUCAACAAGAUAAACCUCAGAUGUUCACAGGAAGAAAAUUUGGUAGAACCUCUGAAUCUUGGCUUGAAUGCCUAGAAGUUGAAGAGCAAAAUGACUGGAGCCAGCCUUUCAUCUACUACUUCAGAGAAAACAAACUUCCUGUAGAUAAAUCAUUAGCUACACAGAUCAAGAAGAGAGCAUUGCGAUAUGCGUUUGUCAAUAAUACGCUAUAUCGAAGGUCAUUUGAGCAAAUGUGGCUGCGAUGUUUAGGGAGGAAUGAAGCUGAUAAAGUUAUUUCUGAAGUUCAUGAAGGACUAUGUGGUGCACAUCAAUCAGGUCCUAAAAUGACCAUUAAAGUUAAAAGGAUGGGUUAUUACUGGCCAUCAAUGGUAAAGGACUGCACAAAUCAUGCAGAUAUAUGCCACGAAUGUCAAAUUCAUGGCAAUAUUAUACAUCAACCUCCAAAUCCUUUGCAUCCCACUAUAGCAUCCUGGCCAUUCGAAUGUUGGGGGACAGAUAUAAUAGGGCCCAUUGAUCCACCAUCAUCUGCUGGGCAUCGCUUUAUAUUAGCGGCAACAGACUAUUUUUCUAAAUGGGCUGAAGCAGUUCCAUUCAAAGAAGUCACUGCUCACCAUGUGAUAAACUUCUUUACUCAUAACGUUGUCUAUAGAUUUGGUGUACCCCGUCGCAUCAUCUCAGACAAUGGUCCAGCUUUCAAAAGUACCAAAAUUUAUAAGUUCACUGAACGACAUAAAAUUGAUUGGCGAUAUUCAUCAAUCUAUAAUCCAAGGGCAAAUGGAUUAGCAGAAGCCUUCAACAAAACGCUCAUAAAACUACUCAAGAAAAUCCUUACAAAAAAUAAAAGAGAAUGGCAUACUAAGUUGGCAGAAGCAUUAUGGGCACAUUGUACUACAUACAAAACACCAACGAAAGCAACUCCUUAUGCAUUGGUGUUUGGAGCUGAAGCUGUGUUGCCACUCGAAGUUGAGUUGCCGUCACUUCGGGUAGCUGUUCAGUAUGAUCUCACAGAAGAACAAAAUGCUCGCCUACGAAUGGAAGAGCUUGAUGCGUUGGAUGAAGUCUGACUCCAGGCUCAACAAAAUUUAGAGAUUUAUCGAGCAAGGAUGGUGAAAUCUUUUGACCGUAUGGUACGCCCUCGAGCAUUUCAAGAAGGAG